AUGUCGGCGGUUUUGAGGAAGUUUAAGAUGGCGAGCUUGGAGGAAAUGGUGAUGAGGAUUGAAGACAUGGAGGACUCCCUCGCUGAUUUGAGAACAAAAUCGAAUCUUUACCAGCUUCCAGCCGAAGAAACCUUCUCAAGAAAAAAAUCAAGAUCGUUCAACCUCGAACAUUUUCUCAAAAAGAUGCCGUUCAACGACUGUUCCAAGCUGCGAAAAAUUGACGAGCUCGAAUCCCUCCUUGAUUCGCAAAUGACCAAGCUUUCAGAACGACUUGAGCACAUAGAAAAAUCAAUCAAUCGGACGAAAUCGCGGCUUAAUGCGGAGAAAUCGGCGAAUAAUUUGAAGUUGGACUUUUGUUUGAGCUCCGGGAGACCGCUUGGAAUGAGCACGGGAGAAAUUGCGGAUGAUCAAAUUGAAGCUUCGGAUUUUACAGCGCCGGAGUUACGAUAA
Messenger RNA from Oikopleura dioica, 450 nucleotides. Lineage: Eukaryota; Metazoa; Chordata; Appendicularia; Copelata; Oikopleuridae. The record is from the annotation of a GenBank genome assembly.